This is a messenger RNA of Drosophila sechellia, 1104 nucleotides long. Its product is annotated as gustatory and pheromone receptor 39a-like. Gene Ontology annotation, biological process: sensory perception of taste. NCBI's taxonomy places the organism in Eukaryota, Metazoa, Arthropoda, Insecta, Diptera, Drosophilidae. The record is from RefSeq and is a predicted model, not a curated record. Gene Ontology annotation, cellular component: membrane.
AUGGGCACAAGAAAUCGAAAGCUUCUGUUUUUCCUGCACUAUCAGCGCUACUUGGGCCUUACAAAUUCAGAAUCGCUGCAUAUUUACUGGCUCCAUAGUACUUGGUCUUCAACUGCGACUCAAAUUCUGAUCGUUGGGGUUUUUAUGGCCGCUCUGGCCGAAUCACUUUACUACAUGGAUACAAAAUCCCAGACUGGCAACAUCUUUGACAAUGCAGUGAUACUAACCACCUCGGUCACUCAAUUGCUAGCCAAUCUUUGGCUCCGCUCGCAGCAGAAAUCACAAGCGAACCUGCUUCAACGACUUUCGCAGGUGGUAGAACUUUUGCACUUUAAGCCUUAUGCAGUUCCACAGUUCAGUUGGUUAUACCGUAUCUGACUAUUAGUGUGCCUUAUCUAUGGGGCAAUGGUGACGCAUUUUGGCAUAAAUUGGUUGACAACUAUGCAGAUCAGCCGUGUCCUGACUUUGAUAGGAUUUGUAUCUAGGUGCGUUUUGGCCAACUUUCAAUUCACCUGUUAUACCGGCAUGGUGUUGGUCUUGAAAAAUCUGCUUCAAGUCCAGGUUAAGCAACUGGAACACUUUGUGUCCACACCCACCAUCUCAAUGGCUGGAGUAGCCGGCUGUUUGAGAACCCACGAUGAAAUCCUACUGUUGGGUCAAAGAGAACUGAUAGCCGUUUAUGGUGGAGUUGUACUAUUUCUCUUUAUUUACCAAGUCAUGCAGUGUAUAUUAAUAUUUUACAUCAGCAACCUCGAGUGGUUUCAUUCAAGCAAUGACCUAGUUCUCAUUUUCUGUUGGUUGGCACCGAUGCUCUUCUAUCUCAUCCUACCUAUGUUAACGCUUGACCGUCCUUUUAAUAAAAACAUGUGAAUGUGUAACGACGAAGUGAUACUUAUAUAUUUUUCCUUUAUCGAAAUUGGUAUUACACUUUCGUUAGCAAUAAAUUAUGUUCAUGUGAUCGGUUUUGGUAUUAAAAAGUUUAGAAGUUCUAUCUCCCUUAAAGUAUUUAUGUUACGCAGUUUAUGGAAAUUAAUCAUUAUCAACAGGCCAUCGCACAAUUCGUUUGUACUUAGAUGCCCAAAUACUUUAGGUACGAGGUGUUUG